AUGCCGGCCCGCGGCGGCGCUGCCGACGCCGACGAGGCACCGCCGGAGGAGUCGGCCGACGCACCGGAGCCGACGAGCUCGGCGGCAGCGGCGGCGGACGAGGUGCGGCCCGAGUCUGCGCUCUCAUCGCGACCACCGUCGGUCCACUCGGAGGAGGCCGUGUCGGUGGUCGGCUCGGAGCGCACCGCCAGCCCCGAGGUGCCCGAGGACCUGUCAUCGCCCGAGGGCAUGCACGGGCCGCCGCCGCCGCCGGAGGAGGAGGAGAAGCAGACGAGCGCUGCGGUGGAGCAGGAGAUGGUAGACACAGCGGAACUGGGGAGCGAGCCGGCGACCGGGCGGGAGACGGUGUCGGCGGACGCGGGCGAGACCCCGGAGCCGGAGCCGGAACCAGAGCCGAAGUUUGAGGCCAAGCAUGAGCCUGAGCCGGCACGGAAGCCAAAACCGGAGUCUGAGCCGGAGUGCAAGCCUGAACCGGAGCCGGCACAGGAAGCGGCGCCAGCGUCGGCACCGGAGCUGGAGCCGGAGCCGGAGCCAGAGCCAGAGCCAGAGCCGGAGCCAGAAUCGACGGGCACGCCAGGGUCGCAGUCUGAGCGCGUGCUCGCUCCUCUCGUUACAGAACGGACUGGACGCUCCCCGAAGCGACGCAAGCCGCCAGAGAGGAGGCGGCCGGUGGUGACGACCGAGCAGCCUAGAGUGCCCCCGACGCGGGCGCAGCUGCUGCUCAUUGAGAAGAAGAAGAAGGAGCAAGAGGAGUACCGCAAGUGGGAGGAGAGGGAGCGUUCCCUCUCGCGCCGGCGCAGAGAAGCCGACUUACCCAACGGCGUUGAUGAUGGUAGGGGACCGAGCCAUCACGGGUCGCCAACAAAAGGACGGAUGUCUUCUAGACUUCUUGAAAACAGUUCUGCUUCAGAUAAACCCAAAAAGCUGCCGAUGAACAAGGUGCAGGUGGGCACGGCUGCCUCGCCCAACAUCAGGGACGUCAAGUCACGCAUCGGCUCACUGGUCAACUCGGGCUACAGGCCCGGCGGCGGCAACGUCAAGAUCGAAAACCGCAAGCUGGACCACAGCAAGGUGACGCCCAGGAUCCAGGCCAAGGCGGACUACAAGCCAGGCGGCGGCAAUAAAAAGAUCGUGCUGCAGAAGCUCGAGUGGAAGGGACAGUCGAAGAUCGGCUCGCUGGCCAAUGCCAAGCACAAAGCCGGAGGCGGCAACGUGCAGGUGGAGACCCAGCGGCUCGACUUCCGGCAGCGGGCCUCGUCCAAGAUCGGCUCGCGGGACAACAUCCACCACAAGCCCGGCGGCGGGGACGUGAAGGUGGAGAGCCGCCGCCUGCACUUGCUGACAGUCGGCAGCAAGGUGGGCUCGAUGGAGAACGUGGGACACCGACCGGGCGGCGGCGGCCGGCGCAUCUUCGAGGACGCGGCGUACAUGCGCCAGAUGCGCUCGCUCUCGGCUGAGGGGCGUGUGCGUCACCUGUCGCUGGCCUCCAGGUCGCCGGCCAGCUCCGUCGGCAGCGUCGCAGAACCCAGCCCAGGGCCGCCCAGCCCGGCCCGGUCCGGCGCCCGCUCCACGUCCCGCUCCAGGAAAUCGCCAGCUCGCGGAGAAAAGUCGCCAGCACCAGCCAGAAGAACCCCAGCACCGGGCGCGAAGUCCCUAGCACCGCCUGACAGGAAGUCUCCAGCACCGGCUGGUGGAAGGUCGCCAGCUAAUGGAGGGAAGUCACCUGGGCCGACGAGAAGAUCUCCAGUGCCGGGAGGAAAGUCUCCAACCCGCGAGAGAAAGUCUCCAACUGCCGCGGACGGCUCAGCACUUUCUCCCUCCCCAGAUCCAGGCAACAAGUCCCAAGCUGUUAGGAGCUAGCCAGAGAGCAUUGGGGCCACUGGAGACCGGGCACCGUCCGGGCAGCUCGCCAUAGAUCGCUGGCAAAUGCCGCGCCGCUGCUCCUUUCGAAACGUCACCCGUCCAGUGGGGCUCGCUCGGCUGGGGUGAGACGUCCCGUCAUCUUUUCUUCUCGUGCCGGGCCUCGCAUGUGAUACAGAACUACUGACCGGAGCGUCGGAUCGGUCACAUGGAGAACGCUAUGUGACCAGCGGGUUCUCGGUCGGAGAUGGCGGGAACGCGGAGCCAGUGUCGCAGCAGCGAAACUCAGUCAGCUGUGCUUACGGCGGACACUCGGUGAAGGCUGGCUCACGUGUCCAAUCGCAUAAUCUUCGUGUCUGGACUAUUUUAGAUCACGUUGAAAGCUUAUUUGCAAUGUAUUACUGAGUCAUUCCUGAUACACCCCACCGCGUGGAAUCGGUUAUAGAUCGCCUAUGGUGAUCCGCUCAAAGAAAGGCUCCACAAAAUUGUUUCGAAAGCUCACUUUGCGUGAACCGUACAUAGCAAGACAGGGGCCAGGGGAUUCCCCGUCUUAGGUUCGGAUUUUUUGAAUUUUUCACCACAGAUUUCUCCCGUUAGAAAGCUCGAAGCCGGCGUGACUGGUUCUCAUUGAGCUCCGUCUGUCACUUAUCUCUUAAGAAAUCCGGACCACGCUGCUGGUACACAGUGUUUGGGUUCUCAUGCUACGUGUGAAAGCCGAUAAAUCAUGCCACUGUAAGCAUAACCUAUGUGACGCUGGAACCAUCGCCAAGUUUCACAUCAGGUGACUAUCAGGAAAUCGCACAUUCGUUUGGGAGCUGGCUUGAUGCUUCCCGCAAAUGUUUCGGUCCACUGACGAUAACAUACAACGGAUGAACAUUUGCGGUGGUCAGGAUGUUCUUCGAUCAUUGUUUUGCAUUGAAUGUUCCUUUGCGGGGUACCUGCGCUUGUAAAAAAGUGACACAGCCGUUGCCAUAAUGUGCGGCGACAGACUAAUACAGAUACAGACUCCGAGACAGGCUGGUACAACUUCGACGAUUUACCAGCUGUGUGAUUAUUACAUUUUGCAAGGUGCAUCUAAUGCUGAUUCAGUUUAAUAGCGCAUUAAGAUGUUUGCUUAGCUCCAAAUGUUUCGUAGGUAGAACAGGCUACGUGGUUCACCGGAGGUGUGCGUUAGUUUCAUGAUACUGAUGCUGGGAUACAUAUUUCAUUUGGUCUUCAAACUCUUGACCGCGAGAAUCUUGCAUGUGAUAACUGUGCGGAUGAAUUGCUAGUUCUUCAACCAUGUGUUUAAUAAACGGAUGUGUUGCUCA
Pollicipes pollicipes is the source of this 3170-nucleotide messenger RNA. RefSeq names its product microtubule-associated protein tau. Gene Ontology annotation, cellular component: neuron projection. NCBI's taxonomy places the organism in Eukaryota, Metazoa, Arthropoda, Thecostraca, Pollicipedomorpha, Pollicipedidae. Gene Ontology annotation, biological process: microtubule cytoskeleton organization; neuron projection development. The record is from RefSeq and is a predicted model, not a curated record. The transcript has 8 exons. Bases 1 to 1860 code for a protein of 619 amino acids. Gene Ontology annotation, molecular function: microtubule binding.